ACUCUCGUUACCUCUGCAUAUAUAAACUUACUAACUGAAAAAAAAGGGAUUGAAUCAAAUAUCAAUAUUAUUAUUCAGCUUUUUCCUUCGAUCGAAAAUUUUCUACCCUUGUUCUAAUUUCUUAAAUCUCUUUCCCUUAAAUCUUUACUCGAGAAAUUCAGAUAUGGCCACUGGAACAGCUCCCCCAAGAGGAAGUGCAGCUGCCGCUGCCAGCCUUAGGAGAAGGAGGCCAGCAGCCGGAGGGGCAGCUGGAGGAGGGGCUUCUGGAACUAUGCUGCAAUUUUACACCGAUGAUGCUCCGGGUUUGAAGAUCUCCCCAAAUGUUGUUCUUAUGAUGAGCAUAGGUUUUAUUGCUUUCGUUGCUGUACUUCAUGUUGUGGGUAAGCUCUGGUUGGUCAGGAAAGACUGAAGAACCCAUAAGAUGGCUAGGCAGGCGUUGGUUGACUCGAAGUUUAGACAGCUUUGCAGUGUUUUUUGUUUUGUAUUUUGCUUCGAUAACCACAAUAGAAGUCUAUGGUUGAAAGUUUAAGAAUCAUCAUGUUCUAUUUGUACCAAGGAGAGAUUACUGUUUAAUAUAUCAGGCCUUUGAGUUACAGUUUUUA
This is a messenger RNA of Beta vulgaris subsp. vulgaris (sugar beet), 602 nucleotides long. Its product is annotated as protein transport protein Sec61 subunit beta. Lineage: Eukaryota; Viridiplantae; Streptophyta; Magnoliopsida; Caryophyllales; Amaranthaceae. Bases 164 to 409 code for a protein of 81 amino acids. The transcript has 2 exons. The record is from RefSeq and is a predicted model, not a curated record. Gene Ontology annotation, biological process: intracellular protein transport. Gene Ontology annotation, cellular component: endoplasmic reticulum membrane; Sec61 translocon complex.